This is a messenger RNA of Mus caroli (Ryukyu mouse), 2221 nucleotides long. RefSeq names its product mesenchyme homeobox 1 (gene Meox1). Gene Ontology annotation, cellular component: nucleus. The record is from RefSeq and is a predicted model, not a curated record. Gene Ontology annotation, biological process: somite development; positive regulation of transcription by RNA polymerase II. Lineage: Eukaryota; Metazoa; Chordata; Mammalia; Rodentia; Muridae. Gene Ontology annotation, molecular function: RNA polymerase II cis-regulatory region sequence-specific DNA binding; DNA-binding transcription factor activity, RNA polymerase II-specific.
CCUCUGCAGGCACUCAUUCACUCAGGGUCCCCGGGAAGGGCUUGUCAGUAUGGGUGGGUCCAAGGUAGGACAGUCAAAAUAUUCAGCAUGGUAGGAAACAACUCCGUGCCCGAGGGACCCCAAUAGUCAGCGUGUGUCAGGGGCAGGAAGGCAGCCGUGAAGCCUAGACAGGUGUGGACACGCACAUGUGUGUUCCUGGCCACGUGUUUGUGGACUUUGAGGCAAAAUUUUUGUUUUGGUUUCUGGGGUAAAGUUUCCAUUCAACAUUUUCCUCUACUGUUUAAAUUUUUUUAAUUUUAAAUUACAAAACUCUGACUAGAAAAAGUGCAAUACCUUUGAACCGACUGGGGCAGGCAGUGGACAGCAGAUGGAUCCGGUGGCCAACAGCUGCGUGAGGAACCCCCAGCCCCCAGCCCCUGUUUGGGGCUGCCUUCGAAACCCCCACUCGGAAGAUAGCAGCGCCUCAGGGCUGUCCCAUUAUCCCCCAACCCCGUUUUCCUUCCACCAAAAAUCAGACUUCCCAGCGACAGCAGCAUACCCCGACUUCUCUGCUUCCUGCCUGGCAGCCACCCCACACAGCCUGCCCCGGACUGAGCGAAUCUUCAACGAGCAGCAUCCUGCCUUCCCACAGACCCCUGACUGGCACUUCCCCAUCUCAGAAGCCGGGCAGAGGCUCAACCUAGGCCCAGCUGGGAGCGCCAGGGAGAUGGGAGCCGGCAGCCCCGGCCUGGUGGAUGGCACAGCAGGAUUGGGGGAGGAUUGCAUGGUACUUGGGACGAUCGCCAAUGAGACGGAGAAGAAAUCAUCCAGAAGGAAAAAAGAGAGGUCAGACAACCAGGAGAACGGAGGAGGGAAGCCAGAAGGCAGCAGCAAAGCCCGGAAAGAGAGGACGGCCUUCACCAAGGAGCAGCUGCGGGAGCUGGAGGCAGAGUUCGCCCACCACAACUACCUGACCCGGCUCCGGAGAUACGAGAUUGCCGUCAACCUGGACCUUUCUGAGCGGCAGGUCAAAGUCUGGUUCCAGAACCGGAGGAUGAAGUGGAAACGUGUGAAGGGGGGUCAGCCUGUGUCCCCACAGGAGCAGGACCGAGAGGAUGGGGACUCUGCAGCUUCUCCAAGUUCAGAGUAAGAUGCUCCAAAGACCAAAACCAAGAAAGACUGAAGGAACCCCCUUUCCAGUUCCCACCACCCGGUCCCACCCUCUCACAUCUCUGGACCCACCCAGGGCAGCCUGCGCACACUCUAAGGUGUGAAGUUGCCCAGUAUGUGGGAGCCUUGAAUUUCCCAGAAGGCUUAGCUCAGCGUCUUCUCAUCUCAGCAGCCCCUUCCCCAGGGCUUCAACUUCCCACUCUCUCUUGAACUCCACAGGACUGGGAAACUAUAGAAACAGAGCCCGGGACCCUCUUUUCUGGGUCUCUUGGCUGCUACCCAUCCUAGCAUUCCCCUGUUACAUCAAGGUCUCCUCUGGGUCUGGCCCCAUUUGGCCUGUGCAGAAUCUAUUCCUUGGUACCACCUGGUGACUUGUAAAAGCAAACCUCUCUCCAGGUGUUCACACCGUUGAGUUGAAGGUUGAAAGUGGCUCCUGUGUCUAAGGACGGAGAGGAUAGCACAAGAGCUGAUGGAUGAGGACUGAGAUACGUGGACCUUGGAAGUAGAAUGUUCUCGGGCUGCAGCAUCCUGUGUUCUCCAAGGACUCUGACUGCAGAUAAGGACAGGAAAACAACCCAUCUCCCUCCAUGGAAUGCAUUUGGACCUAUCCUGCGUGUUCCCCAAAAGCUUUGUGGGAAGAACUCCCAGGUUCACACAUAUGCGCAGCUCAGAUCUCAGACCCAACUUCUGAGGAUGCUCCUGUGAGGACUGGUGGGAAAACAGCCUCAGGCAACAGUCUCCUUGGACAAGACCCCUGUGUGCCUCAGUAUUAGCUGGUGGGUCUCCCAGAUCCUGCUGAUGUUGCAGAAGGAGGGUCAGCAAGUAUUUGAAUUUCUUGCAUGGAGAUCUGAUUGUGAGUGUUUAAAAAUAACCCCAGUCCCCACCCCAUCAAGACAGAAGCUGUGGAAAAUGGUUGUCAAAUGAGAUGGCAAGUUAGAGCAUGUGUCAGUUUUCCCCUACAGCAUACUUCAUAUGUUUUUUUUUUCCUAAGAUUACAUCAAGCUAAUUGUGCAAGGUCAAUUCACUUUGUAAGAAAACUCUCAGAGAAAUAAAUCAACAACAAAAAAAUGCA